CUCUAUGAAGAAGGAGACAAUACUAAAUCCAAUACGAAGCUUGUUUCAUAACAAAGAUUUACAAAAAAGAUCAACUGCAGUAACAGAAGGAGGUUCUACGUUUGCCAGUCAUUCUGAACAUACACCUGUAUUUACCACAGUUCAUAUCAUUGCUGCAGCUAUUGGUAUUGUCGGAGCUAUUGCUGUAGCAGUAACCAUAUUUAUUGUCUGUAAAAAGAAGCGCUUAAAAGCACAAACAAGUGGCAGAUCAAUUGAUCUAGAGAACAAUACACAUAUGUCUCAAGUAAAUUCUAUGCAUCAACAUAGCCAUCAUUCGAAUCACACACAGGACAGUCGAUUUGGUCAAUUUGCAAGUGAUUUUGAACCACCCAAACCAGCUGUCACUCAUAUAGAAGAUGUAAGCCCAAUGAUGCAACAAUACCAAUUGCAACUUAAACUGUUACAGCAACAAUAUCAAGAAAGAAAGCAACAAACACAAGGUGUCUCUACUUCAAGCACAUCCUGUGCUUUAUUACCACCACCACCUUAUCACCCUUAGUUUCUAUACUUUUUGUAAAUACCCUUCUUAUAUAUAUAUAUAUAUCUUUUCUCUAUAAUACAAUUUAUUUACAUGACAAGAC
This is a messenger RNA of Gilbertella persicaria, 620 nucleotides long. RefSeq lists its product as uncharacterized. NCBI's taxonomy places the organism in Eukaryota, Fungi, Mucoromycota, Mucoromycetes, Mucorales, Choanephoraceae. The record is from RefSeq and is a predicted model, not a curated record. The transcript has 2 exons. Bases 5 to 538 code for a protein of 177 amino acids.